UUCCUGUUGAGAGUGUACUUCUUCGCUUUUGCGCUCUGUCUUUCCAAGUUCUAUACUCAACUAAUCAGGUCUCGACCGUCUCGAUCGAGCAGAUUGGGCAUGAUGAUGUCUUCGAGGAGUUUCUUCUCUCUAAUUCUUCUAAUCUUCCUUUCAUGCCUGCUCGCAAGUACCAACGCUCAGGAGGGUACCGAGUGUAGCGCAUCUCUACCAUGCAAGGUCGGAUGUUGCAGUAAAUUCGGCUUCUGUGGUUUCGGAGCUGAUUACUGCAGCAAAUCCGUCUGCACUAACAACUGCGAUCGCAAAGCAGAAUGCGACCCUGGUGGCUUUGGCAAAGACUACGUCAACAAGACAACAUGCCCGCUGAACGUUUGCUGCUCAAAACACGGUUUCUGCGGAACCACUGAAGAGUUCUGCGGUAACAAGAAGGUCAGCAGGCCUAGCUGUACCGUCGACAAGAGUAGCAAGUUCAAGCGUGUCGUGGGAUACUAUGAGACAUGGUCUGCCUCGCGAUCUUGCAACCGCUUCUACCCAGAGCAAAUUCCUCGUGGCGUUUAUUCUCACAUCAACAUUGCCUUUGCCAGCAUCAAUCCCACGACUUUUGAGAUUGUGCCUGCCAAGAAGGAAGACCUCGAGAUGUACAAGCGAGUCUCUGCUCUCAAAGCCAAGGACCCCAAUCUCAAAGUUCUGAUUGCUGUUGGCGGUUGGACAUUCAAUGACCCAGGUCCAACUGCGACGACUUUCUCGGAUAUUGCGAGGUCUGCUAGUGCCCAGAAGAAGUUCUUCGAUUCCACGAUCAAGAUGUUGGAAACCUAUGACUUGGAUGGCAUUGAUCUUGAUUGGGAAUAUCCCGAGGCCGACGAUCGAAGCGGACGACCUGAGGACUUUGCCAACUUUCCGAAAUUCAUGAAAAGUCUGAAAGCAGCUUUGAAGAAAUACGAAGUUAGCACACUCUUCCGGCCUCUUAUUCAUUUUGAUCUCAAGGCUCUCUCCCCGCACGUGGACUUCUUCAACAUGAUGACCUAUGACUUCCAUGGUGUAUGGGAUAAGCCGAACGAGUUUACAAUGGCUAAUGUCGGCUGGAACAGUGUUGGACCAUACUUGAACAGCCAUACGAACCUGACUGAGAUCAAGGGGGGUCUUGAUCUCCUCUGGCGCAAUGGUGUAGACAAGGACAAAGUCACGCUAGGCCUCGCCUUCUAUGGACGCGGUUUCAUCGCUAGCAGUUUUUCCUGCAUGUCUCCCGGGUGUACAUACGAGUCGGGAACGUACGCUCAAGCCUGCAGCGCCGAAGUUGGCGUCGCCCUAAACUCAGAGAUUGAACAGCUCGUUUCUGAGCAGGGGGCCAAGGCAACACUGAACAAAGAUGCUGCCGUUAAGAUUGUCACCUGGGGCGGCAACAACUGGCUCACCUUCGACGAUGAGGAGACUCUUCGUCUCAAAGCGGACUACGCUCGCAGUCUAUGCCUCGGCGGUGUCAUGGUUUGGGCCAUCUCACACGACACCAGAGCAGGAAAAUACUCGAUGGCUCUGUCUCGCGUCGCUCCUAGACUAUUCACUUCUGAGAUGGCUACGGAAGAAGACGACGGUUAUGUCACCGAUGUUGAGGAGCACAAACAAUGUCGAUGGACCAAUUGCGAAGAAAAUUGCCCUUCAGACUGGACUCGUAUGAUGCGAAGUGGCCCAGGUGCAGGGAAGAACGAGUACAUGGUCAAUGGGGCAGGCUGCGGUGGCCGUGGAGAACAUAAGUUAUGCUGUCCUCCCGGCAACAAGCCAACUUGCGGGUGGUAUAAACACAACAAUGGCGACUGCGAUAGUGGUAAAUCCUGCCCCAGCGGCUAUAAGGAAAUCGGCAGCAACAACGAGUACUGCCACACCCAGGGUGGAGGCUUCUCGCCAAUCAGGAGUUAUCAAGCAGCUUGUUGCUCAGUGGAAACUGACAACAUGAAGCUAUAUUCUCAAUGUGACUGGAGUGCAAAGAUUGCUUCGAGCACCUGGCCAAGUUGCGAAAAGGCUACCUGCGGUUCCGACGUCAUCGCGUUCUCCGGUGACGGUAGUGGUGAUGCAAUGUGCUGGGGAGCCUGGUACAAGGGAGGUAUGGAAGAUUCAAAGAAGAAUAAGUACUGCUGCGAUCAACCUGAAGAAGACAAAAAGUGGAAGGACUGUGAAUGGCAAGGCAUGACAGAUUGGACAGAUGAAGACACAGGCUUGAAGUUCUGCGACCCGUCAUGCUCUGGUGGCCUUACCAUGGUUGCCAUGGAGCACACGGGAUGCUCAGGCGGUGGUGCUAGGGCAAGGUGUUGUAAGCCUGGUUGGACGACCUCAACCACUCGGUAUGAAAACAGCGAGGACGAAUACUUUGAGAGUCACAUCAAGUUGUUCAUGUCGAAUCCUGUCUGUUCAAGUAACAUCUUUUUCGGAAACCCGCUCAAGGCUCGAGAUGAGCAAUCUGCCUCCUAUUCGAAUGGCACGCUUGUUAGCCGUCAGAUUUGGGGUAUUGGCGAUAUCCAGAGUUUCGCGACAGAGCAGUACAUGGAGAAGAUGGUUUCGGAGCUCUUCAUGGGAACACCGCGAGAGUCGACAAAAGGCAUCUGGAACAACACAAUGCUCUCGUACUCUGAGUUCAAUAGUCUGUCCUACGCCAAUCUUCACGACUACCAGCAGGCUCAAGGGUACGACUACUAUCUCCAAUUGGGCACCCAAUGGCCCCGAUACGUCGUAUGCAACUUAGGAAGCAUCAAUGCUGCCAUCAAAGGAGGUGAUGGUGAUGGCGAUGGUACCUGCACCAUUACCUGUGCCUGCACUAGAGAUGAUUGCUGCGCUGAGGACGACGAUACUUGCAUCAACUGGAGCAAGGACGGCGAGACGACAGCUCUGCAGAAGAGAGGCGAAAAGAAGCCUUAUCCUUGGAUUGCUGUCGACCCUUUUACACGCGCCCAAGCGAGUUUGCCUUGGAACGCACCAUCCUAUCCCUCCCCUGGCGACUUGAACGUGAACACAGAGAGAACACAUUUUGCCGAUGCUUGGACAUACGACCCAAAUUGUGCCAACUUUGAUCCAAUCGUCAUCGAUCUCCUUCCCAAUGGGCCCACGGGUCCGAUGAUCAAGGGAUACGAGAACGAUCACCCCUUUGAACGCAAGAUGACAUCCAUUUGGGGAGAUGAUGCGCUUUUUGGGCGACUUGCUGCCGAUGUCGGUGAAUCUAGAUAUGCUGUACCUUUUGACUUCUUCACUGUGUCGCUACAGCAGACCAACGCGGCAGGUCAAACGAUUCAGAACAUGUUGAUGAAUACGCUGGGCAGUAAGACGAAUCGUGGGGUGAUGACCUUGAUGAUCAAAGACGCGAAUUUGCUUAAGGAGAAGUUAUGGACACUCAGAGACGACCUCGUUUCCCCCACGAAGAUGGAGAAUCUUGUGUAUGGAAAUUGUCCGAAAGACGCGCUGGACCAGAUCAAAAAGGUCCUUUCCGUCUACCGAUACCAUUUGCGUCCAGGAUUUCACGACAAGCUCAAAAAGGUCGUCAAUGAUUUCCGCGACCUGCUCCGGAUUGCAGAGCAGCAUUACGCGAGUACUCACGGCGGUGCCAGCCCGAACGCAGUAAACCAUUUUGAUGAAUGGUUCAAAACUACACUUGAGAAGAUGAGGGACGUCACUCAGGAAGUCGGCAACCAAUGGCUCCCCGAGUUGGCUCGCAACCCUGCUGUUACUGGCAACGCUGUUGACAAUUCCAUACGCCAGAACUUGGUGAAUGCCUUCAACAGCCUUCCAGAUAUUGAUACCACGGGAUUCUUUCCUUGA
This is a messenger RNA of Colletotrichum lupini, 3795 nucleotides long. Its product is annotated as glycosyl hydrolase family 18. Gene Ontology annotation, molecular function: hydrolase activity, hydrolyzing O-glycosyl compounds; chitin binding. Lineage: Eukaryota; Fungi; Ascomycota; Sordariomycetes; Glomerellales; Glomerellaceae. Gene Ontology annotation, biological process: carbohydrate metabolic process. The annotation marks the transcript as partial. The record is from RefSeq and is a predicted model, not a curated record. The transcript is spliced from 15 exons.